Molecule: messenger RNA, 2503 nt
Organism: Zophobas morio
Lineage: Eukaryota; Metazoa; Arthropoda; Insecta; Coleoptera; Tenebrionidae
Product: probable ATP-dependent RNA helicase DDX10
Exons: 6
Coding region: 107-2431 (774 amino acids)
Biological process (GO): rRNA processing
Cellular component (GO): nucleus
Molecular function (GO): ATP binding; nucleic acid binding; RNA helicase activity
Source: RefSeq, a predicted model, not a curated record
CAGUCAACAACAGAGGUCGACGUAAUCACUUAUCAAAGCGAAUAUAACCUAACUUUUAUAUGUUGCAUGUGUUGUGUUUUUGUGAAUCAAGUAAAUUUAUCAAAUAAUGUCCGAUAAAGAAAAGAACACCAUUAAAAAUAAGAAAAAAGGCAAAACCAAGGUAAAAGUAUUUCAGAAGAAGAAGAAACCACCAACUUCAGAAUCAACGUUCAUAGAAAACUUGCAACAGCAAUAUGAAAACAUUGAUACCGAAGCGAUUAAUAGCUUUGCGGACUUACCUUUAUCCCCAAAAACUUUAAAAGGUCUAAAAGAAUGUGGUUAUACUAAACCAACCGAGAUUCAAAAAGAAACCAUUAAACUCUCUCUUACUGGAAAGGAUAUACUUGGGGCAGCUCAAACUGGGUCUGGUAAAACCCUGGCCUUUCUGAUACCUAUUUUAGAGAGGCUGUUUUGUAAGCAAUGGACAAGCUUUGAUGGUGUUGGGGCCUUGGUAAUCACACCCACCAGGGAACUGGCGUAUCAGAUUUUUGAGGAACUGAGAAGAGUUGGAGAACAUCAUGAAUUUUCCGCUGGUUUAAUCAUCGGAGGGAAAGAUUUAAAGUUUGAGAGGAAUAGAAUGGAUCAAUGUAAUAUUGUAAUUUGUACACCAGGACGGUUAUUACAGCACAUGGAUGAAAACCCGCUGUUUGAUUGUGUAAAUAUGGAGAUACUGGUCUUAGAUGAAGCUGAUCGGUGCUUAGAUUUAGGUUUUGAACAAACAAUGAAUGCAAUAAUAGCGAAUUUACCGGCAAAGCGCCAAACGAUGUUGUUUUCUGCAACACAAACAAAAUCAGUAAGAGAUCUCGCAAGAUUGAGUUUAAAAGAUCCAAGUUAUAUAUCUGUACAUGAACAUUCUGAGUAUAGCACACCUAAAGGGUUGCAACAAAGCUAUGUAGUAUGUGAACUUAAAGAUAAAGUUUCCAUUCUUUGGAGUUUUAUAAAAAAUCACUUGAAACAAAAAAUUAUUAUAUUUUUUGCUAGUUGUAAGGAGGUUAAGUAUAUUUAUGAAAUUUUUUGCAAAUUAAGACCUGGUGUAAGUCUGAUGCCUUUAUAUGGGACACUUCACCAGUUAAGAAGAAUGGAUAUUUAUGAAAAUUUUUGCAAAAAAACUUCAGCUGUUCUUUUUGCAACAGAUUUAGCUGCUCGUGGUUUAGAUUUUCCAGAAGUGCAUUGGGUCGUUCAGGCAGAUUGUCCAGAGGAUGCCGCUACAUACAUCCAUCGUGUUGGCAGAACAGCAAGGUACCACAGAGGGGGGGAAAGUUUACUUUUGCUACUACCAACUGAGCGGCAAAUGCUGGAAAAUUUAAAAGAGAGAAAAAUACCAAUAGAAAAAAUAGACAUCAAUCCAAUGAAACUUAACAAUCCAGUACGAAAAAUGGAGGCGUUUUUGGCAAAAGAUCCAACACUGAAAGACACAGCGCAGCGCGCUUUUGUGUCUUACGCCAAAUCCGUGUUUCUAAUGAAGGAUAAAAAGGUGUUUGAUGUACAGUCUCUGGAUACUGAUUCAUUUGCAAACUCUUUGGGGUUAGCGGUACCGCCACGAAUUCGAUUUUUGCAGAGGUUAAAUGCGAGAACUGGAAAAAACAUACAAAAUAAUAAUAAAGUGUACUUUAAUGAUGAUAUUGAAGAACAAUCUGAAAAAGUUUCAAGUGAUAGCGGUGUCAGCGAGGAGGAGAAGUCUACCCCAUUUCAUGUGUCAGAUGACAGUGAAAGUGAUGACGGUCUUUUAAAAGUGAAGAGGAAAGAUCAUGAUAUAGACUUACCUUCAGAAUUUGAGUUACAAGAAAACACUAGGAACACUAAGAAAAAAGCCGUAACGAAGGCUGCAGUUGUUAAAAAACUGUUGAAGAAGAAAAUUGUAUCCAAUAAGAAGAUUGUCUUCAAUGAUGAGGGUAAAGCACUGGCUGUUGGUCAGGAUAAGAGAUCAGAAUUGGCUCAACAGUAUGAAAAUGAAGAUGCUGGAGGCAUUGACAUUGAAAGGGCCAAAUUAGUGUUAAGGGAAGAAGAUAAGUUUGAUAAGCAGUUGUUUAAAGACAAAGUUAAAGCCAAACAUAAAGAGGAAAAGCGAAAGUUGAAAGCUAAGAAGAAGAAGGAAGAAGAGGAAAAGGAUGAUUUUGGAGAGUCUGAAUCAGAAGAGGAGCCUGAUUUGUCCUGGUUGCCAGAUCCAGAUAAAAUUUACGGUAAAAAAAAUGACGAGGAAGAGCCGCAACAAGUUAGUGACGAAGUAUCAAUAAAAAAGAAGAGCAAGAAACGACCGCUGAAGCAGGAAAAAACGGAAGCAGAGUUGCCCCCUAAAAAGAAGAAGAAAAAGAAACUGAAAGAGAUUAGUACAGAUUUAAGUGUGAAUGAAGCAGAGGAAUUGGCGAUGAUGUUAUUGAAGAAAAACCAAUAGAUCUGUAUAUAAGUUUAUAUUUAAAACAAAUAAACCAUAAAAAUUAACUUUCUUCACAAGAGCAAUCUUCAA